Messenger RNA from Humulus lupulus (European hop), 1470 nucleotides. RefSeq names its product soluble inorganic pyrophosphatase 4. Gene Ontology annotation, cellular component: cytoplasm. Gene Ontology annotation, molecular function: inorganic diphosphate phosphatase activity; magnesium ion binding. The transcript is spliced from 9 exons. Gene Ontology annotation, biological process: phosphate-containing compound metabolic process. Lineage: Eukaryota; Viridiplantae; Streptophyta; Magnoliopsida; Rosales; Cannabaceae. Bases 437 to 1087 code for a protein of 216 amino acids. The record is from RefSeq and is a predicted model, not a curated record.
UCUCUCUCUCUCUCUCUCUCUGGCUUCAUUCCCAAUACACCCAAUCAGAGUACGACACGUGUACCUAUCGAUACACAGCUGGAAUCACCUUCUCUUUUCUCUAUUCGUAUUUUUCGCGGAAUAUGCGAUUUUUUUUUUUGAGAAGUGAGUUUGGAUUGGAUGGAAUGGAACGUACGAAGCAUUAUUUAAAAAAUUAAUUAAUUAAAAAUGAAAAUGAAAAUGUGGAGAGGUCUUUAAAUGGCAGAGAGGAAAGGAAGCGGGAAGGUGUGCCAUUCAUUCAUUGCGUUUCAUCGCAUUGCUUUUGGUUUUGAUUUUUGAGCUGAAAUCAGAGAAAGGGUUGAGCUCCAUUGAAUCGAGAUCUACCUUCUUCGCCUUUUGGUUUCAGAUACAGACAGGGAAAAGAGAAAAGAGAAAAGAGAGAAGAGAGAGAGAGAGAAUGAGUCCCCCCAUUGAAACACCUCACAAGCCAGUUGUUUCGUCCCAUACUGGACACCCACCUCUGAAUGAGAGGAUUCUUUCCUCCAUGAGCAGGAGGUCCAUUGCUGCUCACCCUUGGCAUGAUCUUGAGAUUGGACCUGGUGCUCCAACUGUCUUCAACUGUGUUAUUGAAAUAGGAAAGGGAAGCAAAGUGAAAUAUGAACUUGACAAAAAAACUGGAUUGAUUAAGGUUGAUCGUAUUCUUUACUCGUCAGUUGUGUACCCUCACAACUAUGGCUUCAUCCCUCGUACUCUUUGCGAGGACAAUGACCCCAUCGAUGUUCUCAUCAUCAUGCAGGAGCCAGUGCUCCCAGGAUGCUUUCUUCGGGCCAAAGCUAUUGGACUCAUGCCUAUGAUUGAUCAGGGUGAGAAAGAUGACAAGAUCAUUGCUGUUUGUGCUGAUGAUCCCGAGUACCGACACUUCAAUGACAUCAAGGAGCUACCCCCACAUCGUUUGGCUGAGAUCCGCCGCUUCUUUGAAGACUACAAGAAGAACGAGAACAAGGAAGUUGCAGUGAACGAUUUUCUUCCAGCCUCGGCAGCCUAUGAAGCAAUCCAGCAUUCAAUGGAUCUGUAUGCGGACUACAUAGUCGAGAGUCUGAGGCGGUAGCUGGAGCAAGACAGACAGGGACAGACAGAGAGAGAUGUCCUUUUACAUUUACUUCAUUGUAACUAAAAACCAUAAAGGAAAAAAAAGAACACUAUCUUACCUUUGCUGGUAAUACUACAAACAACUCAAACUACUAGACCAAUCCCUAUUCCUAUAUAUAAGUACUGAAUCAUAGCAAUGGAUGCUCUGUUGCUCUUAUUUUUUUAUUAUUUUUUUCAAAUUUAUUUUUGCCCAGUUUGUUUACCAAGUUUUUAUUGACAAAGAGGAAGUGCUUGGAACUGUGUCUUUCCCUGUGACACUUCCACACUUCAUGUUCUUGUCAAUUUUAUUUUCUUCUCAAACGUUUGAAAUCAAUGACAAAAUAUAUAUAAUUCUGCUCUGAA